AAUAGCAAAUAUGGCAGGCAGAGGUGGUCAUGAUAAUAAUAGAUAUGGAGGAGAGCGGCAGCGUAGACCGCUUCCGACCGAGCCUCCGUACAUCGCGUACGUCGGUAACUUACCGCAAGGUGUCGUUCAAGGAGAUCUUAAUAGCAUAUUUAAAGAUUUCACGGUGAAAAAUAUACGCUUGGUAAAGGACAAGGAAACGGACGUUUUCAAAGGAUUUUGUUAUGUCGAAUUUGAAACUUUGGAUGAGUUGAAACGAGCAUUGGACCUCGAUGGCAUGAUUGCUCUCAAUGAUAGUGCGUCUACACUGCGGAUUGACAUCGCAGAACAGAAGAAGAAUGAUCGCGGUGGUUUUAACAAGCGAGGUGGUCCUCCCAACCGUGGCCCUGGAGGUGGCGGAUACAACAAUAAGGGAGGAAACAAUCGGCAAGGUGGCGAUCGGCAUUACGGUAAUGAUAAUUACGGAAGAAAUGACUUCGAUAGAAAUCGUGGACGUUCCAAUAAUUAUAACGGAGAUCUAUCAUCGUCUAUGGACAAAAUGAAAGAUCUAUCAUUUUCAGAUCGUGGUCCUAGUCGUGGCCGAUAUGGGAACUUCAACGAGGAAAUCGGCGGUGGCCGGGAUGGAGGCGGACGAGAUGAUUGGAGUCGUGAUCACGAUGGACGCAACGACCGAGGAGGUGAUAGUUACAAUCGAGAUGGCGAUCGAUUUAAUCGGUAUGCCGGUGGUCCUGGCAGUUCCGGUGGGGGACGUCGGGACCAUCGUGAUCAUGACAGAAGAAAAGAUCAUCCGCCGCCCGGUCUUGCGCCGGCACUUAGUUUGGCGGAACGUGACGCUGGUAGGCCCAAGUUGAACUUGAAACCGCGUACCGUAGCUGCUCCAUUAAACGCGCUAGCAGACACAAAGCAAGCAGCUGCUAUAUUUGGUAAUGCACGACCCCGUGAGGAAAAAUUGGCAUCUGAGGGCAGAAGUCUAGAGGUGUCAGAACGUAAAACGUCUACAUCUUCAUCGACGGCAGGAGAUGACAAAAAUGGGCCGAACUAAAGCUCUUCUUUUGGUUUAUGAUAAAGUUAACGUUUAAAUCCUCCUUUUCCUUUUAUCAAAUGAGAGUGAAAGUGAAGUGAAAUUUUUACUAACAGCAAGCAAAUAUAAAGGAUAAAGCAAAGCAGGUUUGUAACACGUAGCUACACACCCAUACAUGAAAAUACAUGCAUACAUACAUAAAUAUAAGCGAGAAGCGAUACAACCUAACGUAAAAAGUAUGUGUUUAAUUUAUGUUUUGAUUUUUACGCUUUUUUCUACGAUUUAAUAAUAACAUUAAAGAAAAACAAAAAAUUGCAAAAAGAAGGAAUGAAAUACAAAUAAUAUGUAAUUAUAUGCAAAUAAUUAUGGAAGCAGUAAAAUAUAUUAAUUACUAUAGCGCAUUGAUAUAUUCAAAACCUAAAAAAUUACUGAUAAAAUGAGAGAAAAGCUGGUAACUGAAAUCUUACUAUAAGGAGAACAAUAGAAAACGAAAACAAUUUCGGUCUGACGAAACAGGAGAAUGAUGAUUACAAACUAGUUUGAAUUCUACUGUUCUUUAUUCUCUAGCUCAGAUUACGUUAAUCGUCUUUUGUUUUGAGAUUUAAGUACGGAAUUCUUUUAGUUAAGAAGAAUGCAAGAGUGAGCAGUUACAGCAUACAGACCUUGCACUGCACUCUUUAUACUAAGCAUAGAUUAGCAUGCAAAUUUCGAAAGGCAGUGAAAGCUUUAUUUUCGUUUUUAUUCAGUGGACACCAAUCGAGAGCAGCGGAUUGUGAUUUGCGUUUUUCUUAUUUUGCUAUUAUUUACAAUUCGUUUCAAAAGUAUUCAGUUAAUAUCCAUCUCGCUCUUACUCGGUUAGAAACUUUAAAUUCAAAGGCAGAAAUGUAAAAAAAUAGUAAGGCAUAAUAUACAUCCCUAUGUUUAAGUGUUGUUGAAAUAAAUAUGAGAUGAAUGAUUAAACUGGAAAAUGGAUGAAUAAACUGAUGAAUCAACUGAUACU
Sabethes cyaneus is the source of this 2018-nucleotide messenger RNA. Its product is annotated as eukaryotic translation initiation factor 4H-like. Bases 11 to 1039 code for a protein of 342 amino acids. Gene Ontology annotation, molecular function: RNA binding. The transcript has 4 exons. Lineage: Eukaryota; Metazoa; Arthropoda; Insecta; Diptera; Culicidae. The record is from RefSeq and is a predicted model, not a curated record.